UCUCUCUCUCUCUCUAUUUCUCCUUUUUUUUUUUUUUUUUUUUUUUUUUUUUUUUCUUUUUGAAGUUACAUUCUGUGUGUAACCAACGCGGAGAUGAAUAAGAAAAGCCUACCGAACGGGGAAGAAAUAGUAGUACACAGUUGCUUGCACGAUCUCCAAAGCGAAUCCAAACCGACUUUUUUGUUCUUCAUUAAACAAUUAAUGGAAUUCCCAAGACACGCUCGACUCUAAAAGACUGGACCCCUUUUUUAAUUCUUUCUUCCCAUUGCUUCCAUUUUCAGCGCCGUAUUCAAUUCAUUCAUUCGUUUCUUCCUCUUGGGUUUCCUUUUUCUUUGCUUCCUGGUGAUUUCAAGACAAGGGUUUUCGUUUUUCUUGCCCAAUAACGAGAACCCAUAUCAUUCGAUUCUAAGUUGUGCCUCUCUGACGCGGUUUUUUUAUUCGGUGCUGUCUCAAAUUCUGAUGGCUGAGAAGGGUGAUGUGCCGAUGACUCUCGAAAUGAUUGGUACUCCAGGUACUCAUCCAAGAAGAAGCUCUAUGGGAUGCACAAGUUAUUCAAAUAGUGUAGAAAAGCUUGUGCCUAAUUAUCUAAGAGCAUCUACCGGUUCCUGUCAUGAUUUUUGCAAAUAUGGAAGAAAUCACGGUUUUGAAACUAAGUCGAGACUACCAGUGCGCAAAAAUUUGGGGAGAAAAUCACUUGAUGGUGGAAUUUCUGUCGAUAGUAUUGUACUUCCUGAGAGAAAGAACCCAACUUCGACUUGGGCCAGUGCUGAUUUUUCAUCAACCUCCAGAUUAUCUGAAACCAAGUCAAGACUACCGCUGCCCAAAAAUGUGGCAAGAAAAUCACUUGAUGGUGGAAGAUCGGUAGAUAGUGUGAUACUUCCUGAGAGAAAGAAAACAACUUCGACUUGGUCAUCGGCUUCCAGGUUAUCUGAAACCAAGUCAAGGCAAUCAAUGACCAAAAAUGGGGCAAGAAAAUCACUCGAGGGUGGAAGUUCAGUAGAUUGUGUGGUAUUUUCUGAGAGAAAGAACAUAACUUCAACAACACGGGCCAAAUCUGAGCUUUCAUCCACUUCCAGAUUAUAUGAAGCUGAUUCGACUACUUUCUCGAAACCUAAAUUGCCAGUAGAAUCUCCUAUCUUCCCGACUCCAGUGCAGAGAGAAGUUCCAAAUGAAAGGAAGAAGAAAUUGCUGUCUAGUCCGAAGCAGAGAGAAGUUGUCAAUGAGAGGAAGAAGAAAUUGUUGGAUGAGCUGAGAACUUUGCCUACAUCAACGUCAAGUACGAAAAAUUCGCUAAAGAACUUGAAGCCUGAAGCAUUGGCAGCUACUAGAAGGCAAGAAGAUUCUGUGGUUCAAGUUUUUGCAAAAGCCAAAGGUAGAGAGUUACCUGAAAAGUCUGAUAAAAUUUUGAAACCAAGGUCUAUCAAGGUAAAGCCAUUGAGAUCUGCAGGGUCUCUGGACAACUCGAGAAAGAAAAAUCAUUCGAACAUGCGCAAAUGGUUGGAGACAUCAAAAGAAGCUGCAAAGAAAGUGGUGGCAGUGUCAACGGGUUCAUAUUCCUCGAACUCUAUCACUGGAGCUGCAAACUUAACUGCAAGAAAGCAUGUCGGUAACUUGAAAGGUGUACCACUUAAAAAUCGUAACAUGAUCAAAAUAUCUGAACAUGGACAAGUCCGAAGCGUAGAGGUCCAAGAGAAGACCUUCCAGAGUGAAGAGGUCCAAGAGAAAACUUUCCAGAGUGAAGAGGUCCAAGAGAAAACCUUGUAUGUCAUUAAGAUAGAAAAUGAGGAAAUACUCCAGCAACCUGAUCAAGAUGAAACUAAUGAUAACAUGGAAGCAGCGCCAUCAUUGUCAUCUGAAUCGAUUUCACCACCAACAUCCCCAGCUCUUUUGGCAAAUGUAGAAGAUCAAGAUGUAUCUGAGUACACAGAAAGUGAAGCAGAGAAUGACUUUUACUAUGAAGGAGAUGAAAUUGGCAGCAGUGAAGCAGAAGAUAAUGCUUCAAGUGAAGGUGGUGAAAAUGGCAGAUCUCAAAAUCAUGGGAUGUUGCCAUCCAAAGAAAAGGAUCCUCGAUCUACAAAAGUAAGUUUCAGGAGGGGAAGAAUUAUUGACAUCCGUUCUGAGACUAAUAGUCCGAGAAGGCUUAAAUUUAGGCGUGGAAGGUUGUUGGCAGAGAAUCAAAAGGCUGGAGAUGGCCUUAGGAAGAACUUCAAGAGAGGAAAAGAAGUUGACUGUGAAACCAAUACCACAGCUCAAGAAACUGUUGUCUUGAGGCACCAAGAUGUGCAAGGGAAAAAAGAUGCGCAGGGCUUGUUUAACAAUGUUAUUGAAGAAACCGCAAGUAAACUCGUGGAAACUCGAAAGAGCAAGGUUAAGGCCUUGGUUGGUGCAUUUGAAACUGUGAUCUCCCUGCAAGAUGGAAAACCUUCUCUCGAGUCUUGACACUGUCAGUUAUGACUGAGAGUUUGAGCUUGACUUAAGUAUCUAACUGAUCUGCAUAGAGUGGUAGGAAAUAAAGCUCAGGUUGAAAAAGACUAAAUGAACUUGGCAAGCUGAGACUGCAGUAGCCAUAGAAAUAGAUUGCUGUUUUUAUUGAUAGGAAGGUUUCUGUACACAGUUAGAUAGUGUUUGGGUUUUUUUUUAUCUUUUUUCUGGGUAAUCGUCUGCUCCUUAAUAACCACUGGUUUAUACUGAAUUGCAUUAUUGAUUUGUGAGUUGCACAUAAAAUAAGGGUAGGCUCAUGACUUCAUGUGUUUUUGAUUGACAGUUAUCUGCCAACUUUGGAUCUUUUAAUUGUAAGUCGUGACUUUCUUUGGUUGUGAAGGAUUUAUACUUCAUUAAA
Cucumis melo (muskmelon) is the source of this 2839-nucleotide messenger RNA. RefSeq lists its product as uncharacterized. NCBI's taxonomy places the organism in Eukaryota, Viridiplantae, Streptophyta, Magnoliopsida, Cucurbitales, Cucurbitaceae. The coding region runs from base 460 to 2439 and encodes 659 amino acids. The record is from RefSeq and is a predicted model, not a curated record. The transcript is spliced from 2 exons. Gene Ontology annotation, molecular function: calmodulin binding.